UCACUACUUCCGCAAAGGAUUGGCGCGAGAAUUGUUUACCUAGGAUUAAAAGCGCAAUGCGAUCAAGAACACAACUGCCACAAGUAGGACAGUUUGGUGAUUGGAUGAGAAACAGCCACAUUAAAGACCAUCCAUCACAUGGUUUUUUUCAAGAAUAUUCUCUUGAAUUGAAAAGUGUGAAAGCAGGCUAUCCAAUUCUAGCCAGUUCUGCAAAACAGGAAGAUAUUGACAUUUUUCUUCUACAGGGUAUUCAACACCAACAAGAGAAUGUAAACCAGGAACAGCAGCUGGAUGAGAGUGAGUGUAGUAGUCAGCCACCAUGCACUCCCACAGAUGGUGCAUCAUGCUUUGAAUUGGGAGGCUCACCGCUAAAGACCUCGUUCAUGGAUCUGGCAACUGGGAAAUUCAAAACUCCCGAAAAAAGAAAGCCCAGAAGUGUUAAAGGCGACUGGUACCCUAUAGACUCUGCACGUGCAAGAUAUUUUCUUUCACUGUAUGCACUGGCAUGUAACCCAUGCAUUCCUCCAGAUGAUAGAGUAAUAGACAGCACUGUAGAAGACUUGCCUCCUUUAUGGGUGUUGUGUAAUGGACAUGAUGUUGAACACACGGUGUAUGUAGGAAGUGAGGUUGUCAAACGCAAGGACUACAUGGGUUUGUCAACAUACACUGUGACAAUAGAUGGGCCAUUCGAAAAACACAGUAGAAGCAUUAUGACGAUUGAAGAUGUGGUGAAAAGCAACUUAUGGGGUGGAUAUCAUUCGCUUGGUCCCACAAAGGCACAUGCAUCAUUUGUACUACUAGGAGACCACUGGGACAACAAAAGCAGCAACAUUGAGCUUGAUAUUAGGUGGGAGAUGGUUCACAAGGUGCUACAGAAGCCACCCAACAAUGCAGCUGCUACCGCCCAUGUAAAGAUAGUGCCAGGAGACCCAACGAUACCUACUUAUGCAUUAUACAAGGAACUACGUUUCUUAAAGAAUCUGCACAGUGCUUUAACAAUAGGGGAGAUUACUUGGCAGAAUGAUAAUAAUGAAUCUACAACAUUGGCAGCAGUCAAAAUGCUGAUUGAAGAAUUUGAUGUCAGAUUAGACAAUACACGGAAAGAAGAGAAAGAUGAUUUACACAAUGACACAAGACAGCUUAUGUCCGACUCGAAUGCUAUGCUGCAAAGGGUCGAUCUCGACUUCACAGACAAGCUCUGGAACAUACUCAUUGAAUCGUCAUCAUACACAGAGCUCCUUGACAGCUUCAGAGAAGUAUUCACAGCCUUGCAAGCUGGACAUAUUGAACCAAUGGUUAAUCAACGAAAUAACACUCAGCUGGCACGCUUGGUGCGUGACUCCUACAGUGGCAAGAUGGCCACCCCAGACCUGACAGGUGCACUACCACUGCAGCUCCUCCUGGAGAUUGGAAUCGAAAAGCUUACCGUUGACUACGUCACUGCCUUCCUAGCCACGGAAGUCGUGCACCUGUUUGACCUUGACUACUACCUGGCGACGAGUCGCGCGGACUACGGCUGUCAGCUUCGCGUCACUGAGAAGCUGCACGCUGUCGCCGAGCUGCUCGUCCUCUGCAAGGUGUUCCUCGAGCUGCCCGACAAGCAGCUGGGAAUAUUCGCAAGGCAUGCUCUUAAACAAAUGGAACAUUCGGAUGAUGAGGAACCAGAAUUUACAAUGCCGUUACCUUUCGAAAACGUGAUGUCAAGCUGUCAGUCGGAUGCACCAGCGAUGUGGGGGAUUGAAGUAAGCACAGAGCGUGACCAGCAAUAUCUGACUACACGCUAUGAACUCAGUACAGCUGUCCCGUUUCCACACAUGUGGAAGGAAGACGCAGAGACAGGUGGCAGCAGUACGCGUCACACAGAUGGAAGAGAUGAGGAUGUGAGGUAUUUCUGCACUCUCAUUCGGCACAGCCACAUGCAAUUUCUUUAAAAAAAACUUUCAAGUAUUUAAAUUAAUUAAUUAAUUGUAACUAUUUUGAAAUACAUUCACAGCUAAAACAAUUAUUUGAUAGGUGAUAUAAUGGCUGUAAGUUUCUGUAAAAAUAUUCAGAAUAUCACCACGUAUUUCAGCACUGGAUAUCGUCUUAAAAAUAAUUUUGAAAAGUUACCUUAUUCUGGAAAUGAAUUUGAACAUGAAGUAUAAGUAAAUUAAGGUGUCUGCAAAAUUUUCCCCCUACGUGGUAAUUGAUUGCUGCCAAGAUAACCCUGGUAUAUAAAUGAUAUGUAUUUUUACAAUUAAUGAUAUAUGUGUACAUGAUGUGUUAUUGGUUAUUAAAUAGCAAUUAUAAGGCUCUAUAA
Messenger RNA from Priapulus caudatus, 2299 nucleotides. Its product is annotated as protein zwilch homolog. Gene Ontology annotation, cellular component: RZZ complex. Gene Ontology annotation, biological process: protein localization to kinetochore; mitotic spindle assembly checkpoint signaling. The transcript is spliced from 17 exons. The record is from RefSeq and is a predicted model, not a curated record. Bases 57 to 1931 code for a protein of 624 amino acids. Lineage: Eukaryota; Metazoa; Priapulida; Priapulimorpha; Priapulimorphida; Priapulidae.